Messenger RNA from Octopus bimaculoides (California two-spot octopus), 644 nucleotides. Its product is annotated as large ribosomal subunit protein uL5. Lineage: Eukaryota; Metazoa; Mollusca; Cephalopoda; Octopoda; Octopodidae. Gene Ontology annotation, molecular function: structural constituent of ribosome. Gene Ontology annotation, cellular component: ribosome. Gene Ontology annotation, biological process: translation. The record is from RefSeq and is a predicted model, not a curated record.
AAAUACGAAAGCUAGUUAGAAAUAUAUAUUACCCACAAUUCACAUCACAUUCCUUUCCGGUUUAAACAAAAUGACGGUCGACAAGGAUGACAAACGAGCUAACAAUCAAAUGCGACAGCUCCGCAUCCAGAAAUUAUGCUUGAAUAUUUGUGUUGGAGAAUCUGGUGAUAGGCUCACUCGUGCUGCCAAGGUAUUGGAGCAGCUCACAGGCCAGCAACCUGUAUUUUCAAAAGCCAGGUACACCGUUAGAUCCUUUGGUAUAAGGAGAAAUGAAAAAAUUGCUGUCCACUGCACUGUCCGUGGUGCCAAAGCCGAGGAGAUUUUGGAGAGAGGUCUUAAGGUUAGAGAAUAUGAAUUGAGAAAGUCCAAUUUCUCUGAGACUGGCAAUUUUGGGUUUGGUAUUCAAGAACACAUUGAUUUAGGAAUUAAGUAUGAUCCCAACAUUGGUAUCUAUGGCAUGGAUUUCUACAUUGUUCUUGGCCGACCUGGUUACAAUGUGAGUCUCCGCCGACGAAAGAAGAACAAGAUAGGAGUCAAACAUAAAGUCACAAAAGAGGAAGCUUUGAAGUGGUUCCAACAAAAGUUUGAUGGUAUCCUCCUCCCUGGCAAAUAAUUACAUGAAAUAAACAAAAUAAAUAUUCAAA